UGAUUUCAAAUGUCAUUUGUCGUUAUUGACAGAUUGAGGUUAAAAAUAGAAUUAUGCCAAAAUUAUCUAUUGAAUGUGUUUUAUUUGACCACUAAAUGAUGUCAACAAACUCCAACUAUAAAAUGGUGUGCAAUGAAAUUUCAAGCAUACGUUGUUCAAGUGAACAAUUAAAAAUCCUGAAAGAGAGGUACCAAACUGUGAUCAACUCUACCCGAAGACUGGAGCACAUACGGUCACUAUCGGAGCUUAUAAAAGUUUUGGAAAAACGGGAUUAUCUCAAUUCUGGUAAUACCAAAAUUUUGAUUGACAUCGCCAGUGAAUUAAAACAACCGCAACUGUUACAAAGUCUUAACAGCCUUCAACUUAAUGAUAAUCACGUUAAUCAGGAACAUUCAGGUUUUGCUAGAAUACCAAAAAGUGCCAAAGAUCGAGCCUACAAAUGUAUUGCUGAGGGCAUAGGCAAAAAAUGGAACGAUUUCGCUAGAGCUUUAGGUGUCUUAGAGGGUGAUAUAGACCAUUUGGAUCGAAAUGUGAGAAGCAUAUCAGCACGAGUUUACAAAAUCUUGGCAUUUCAUGAACAAAACUGUGAUAAGUUUAGGUGGCAUAGUAAACUGUUGGAGGCACUAGGGGAGGCAAGGCGUCAGGACCUCAGAUUGAAAGUGCAGGAAAUAUUUGACUUCGCAUAAUUUAUAAUUUUGUUACUGUUAUUUUUUAUAAAAAUGUAAAGUUAAACAAGUUGUCUCUUUUAAUGUAUGUACAAACACAACAACAUUCUGCCAUCUCAACUUCAUACAGAAUACAAGCGUAAUAAAGUAGAAAAUGAAAUAAAUAUAUUCAAAUAAA
Messenger RNA from Tribolium madens (black flour beetle), 843 nucleotides. RefSeq lists its product as uncharacterized. The coding region runs from base 96 to 686 and encodes 196 amino acids. The transcript is spliced from 2 exons. NCBI's taxonomy places the organism in Eukaryota, Metazoa, Arthropoda, Insecta, Coleoptera, Tenebrionidae. Gene Ontology annotation, molecular function: protein binding. Gene Ontology annotation, biological process: regulation of apoptotic process; signal transduction. The record is from RefSeq and is a predicted model, not a curated record.